AUGCCUACUCCCGAUAAUGUCCAUGGCGGAUGCAUUGCUGUCCGCUCCAUUGCCCACUCAUCAUCAUCAUCAUCAUCAUCUUCUCCGAAAUGCAAUCAUUCUCAAUCUUCAGUUUCAGGGAGGAAAUCGAAUUUGGCGGUAGCAGACGAUGCAAUUUGUGGUUCACCGGUUUGGAGGGGAAAAACUCUAACCUGCGUUUGUUUUAAGCGGAAUGGAAAUAGUGCUCGUGUUUGCAUCAACUUGACGCCCCUACAGGACGAGAGGCUACAGAGGUUAAGACAACGUGCCAAAGUUCAUUUCGAUGCUUCAAGACCACAACAUCAGGAUGCAUUGAGGGCCUUAUGGUCUGCUACAUACCCAGGGAAGGAGCUUCAAGGCUUAAUUUCUGAUCAGUGGAAAGAAAUGGGUUGGCAGGGAAAAGAUCCAUCCACGGACUUUAGGGGAGCGGGUUUCAUUUCUUUGGAGAAUUUGCUGUUUUUCGCAAAGACUUUUUCGACUUCAUUCCAGAUCCUAUUGAGGAAGCAAUCAGGCAAAAGGGCUAUUUGGGAAUAUCCAUUUGCUGUUGCUGGUGUAAAUAUAACAUUUAUGAUCAUGCAAAUGCUCGAUCUAGAUGCCAGUAAGGAGAAACGAAUAAUAAUUUUUUAUCAUUUUUUAGCAGAAAACGAAUGGGCGUUCGACAUUUUAUAUUGUGUGGCGUUCAUGAUUAUGGACAAAUUGUGGCUCGACAAAAACGCGACAUACAUGGAGUUCAAUGAUAUCUUGAAGUCGACACGAUUGCAGCUGGAGAGAGAAUUUCUGAUGGACGAUGUGAUACGAAUCGAGGACAUGCCUUCAUAUAGCCUUUUGUCUUAG
Molecule: messenger RNA, 852 nt
Organism: Striga hermonthica
Lineage: Eukaryota; Viridiplantae; Streptophyta; Magnoliopsida; Lamiales; Orobanchaceae
Source: the annotation of a GenBank genome assembly